Messenger RNA from Heterobasidion irregulare TC 32-1, 216 nucleotides. RefSeq lists its product as uncharacterized. The transcript has a single exon. The record is from RefSeq and is a predicted model, not a curated record. NCBI's taxonomy places the organism in Eukaryota, Fungi, Basidiomycota, Agaricomycetes, Russulales, Bondarzewiaceae. The annotation marks the transcript as partial.
GCAUCCAUCCACAUAUUCAUGGACGAAUUUAGUCAUGUUUUGCCACCAGUAGUGUCGUUGCACCAUUUCCAAUGUUUUUGCUCUACCCGGGUGUCCUACCGCGGGUGCAUCAUGAUGUGUUUUGACGAUGAGUCUUCGGAUGUCGUCGUCUUUGGGGACGCAUAUGUGGCCGUUGCGUCUGGUGAUUCCGUCUUCAUGUGUCCAAUGUCCCAAUAA